Molecule: messenger RNA, 6397 nt
Organism: Chironomus riparius
Lineage: Eukaryota; Metazoa; Arthropoda; Insecta; Diptera; Chironomidae
Source: the annotation of a GenBank genome assembly
AUGUUAAGAAGAGAACUGAGAACUGUUGAGAAUGGAACAAGAAAUCGAAAGUAUCUGAAAAGGGCAAUAUCAGGCACGCAAUAUCAUGAAAUUAUGCGACAAUCGUCGGCAAAAUUAGAUGACCUGUUGUCACCAUCAUUGAAUGAAGAUAAAUUGUCAGACGAAGAGACAGCAAUUGCAGCAUUAACCGCAUUGCGCAAUAAUAAUCAUCAUAUGAAUUUUCAUCAUCAUCAACAAAUUAGCAAUUGUAAUAAUAACAGUAGUAGAAAUAGCGAGACAUCGUCGCCACCUGUCACAAAAUCAUCAGUUACCUCUCUUAUCAGUAAAUUUCAUUUACAAAAUUUGGAAGCCAAUUCCGUAUCUGUGAUUCCAUUAGAUACAACAGUCGUAAAACAACAGCAAUCAUCAUCUUCAUCUCGCACAUCACCAUCAUUAGCACCGCCUCAAAUAAGUGUUAAGAAUCUCAGUCAAUUGCAACAGCAUCUCGAAACAGCCGCUGUGCUGAUGGAUAUGGGCAAAAAGGUCAUUAUUUCACCGCCUUCAUCUAAACCACAAUCACCAAAUUUAAACGAACAAAAUAAUAAUAGCAAUAGCAACAAUAAGAAUAAUCAUAAAAGUAUUACAUCGUCAUCAACUGUGAUAAAAGCUCAAGAUUACUCAAUUAAUAAUUUAAAGAGAACACCAAGUUGUGAAGAAGAAAUGGAUUUGAGUUUGAAACGUAUGAGAGCUCUAGAAUCUCUAAGGAAUAGUGGAAAUCAAAGAGUUACCAUGUCACCAAUAUCUAUCGUGAACAACAUGAUGCCACAAUUAUUGAAAUCAGAUAUUAUAAAGAAAGAGAUUAUGGAUGUGACAGAUAAUGAUCACAUGAGUGAGAAGUCAGACGAUAGCUCAGAUUCUGGACGUCUUCAAAUGGACAUUUCAUCGCAAGAGGAUACCGAAGAGUAUAGAAAUCUUCCGACAUUAAAGCCUAUUGGACGCGAUACGCCUGAAAGCAAUUUCUCCGACGAACAUGCUUUCGAUCAAGCCGAUCAAUUCUUACAAGCAUUAGCUCAACAUACUCAAUUAAAUGGUGGAAAUGAAGCAACACAACUUCUCCGAAAAAUGAUAAACUGCCGGUCACUAGGGAUUCCCUUUUCUCCACAAUUACAUCAUAUGUCGAUGGAACAGCCAAUGGCAUUGUUAAAGAAUGCACAAAAGCAAGCAGGCAGACGAAAACAAUCAUGUCCAAGUCGUUCAGGUCUCACAGAGCCAGUAAUCAAGAAGAUAAACCUUGGAAGUUCGUCUCCUUCAUUAGGUGCAGCAACAUCAGGAGAUAUGGCAGAAUCAUCUGUAAAUAAUAUUUGGACAGGAAGUGAUGAAAUUGCAAAGGUCAAUAAUAAUAAUAACAGUCCGAAAAAUGCCAAUAAUAAUCAAGCUAAUCAACAACAGAAAGAUUUAUCAUGUACCAAUUGUGGAACGACAACAACAACAAUUUGGCGCCGUAACUUACGUGGUGAAAUGGUCUGUAAUGCGUGCGGCUUGUACUUUAAAUUACAUGGCGUGAAUCGUCCACACACGAUGCGUCGUGAUACAAUUCAUACACGUCGACGACGUCCAAAAGGUGACAAAUCAAACAGAAGAAAAUCAAAAAAUCAAGAGGUUCCAGAACAAGAAGCAAAUGGUGGUGCAAAAUCAGAUUUAACAGCUAUCCAAAAUCAUAAUUUAUUAAUUGCAUUAGCACAACACGGCAAUGCGACAGGUGGAAGUCCAUUUGCAAUGCCUCAUCACUAUCAGCAAUUCCUACGUACACACAUGCCAGUACAGAAUGAUGGAGGUAAUAACGAGGACGUGGCAGGUUCGGGUGAUGAAAGCGAGGCAGAGAAUGACCUUGACUCAUGUAAUUUGCCUUUAAAUCUCGUGGCAACACAACUUGGUGAUUCAUAAACCUAUUUUUUAAGCAGCGGAACCAUCGAUCAAUAAGAAAUAAAAAUAAAACAAAAAUUGAAUGACAAUAUUGGGGCCUGCAAAAUUCACAACUCAUACACGUAUGAAAAAAAAAUAUAAACUUUAACAUUGAAGUAUUAAGAAACUCGAAAAGCAAUAUUUUAAGUGUUUUCGAAUUUCAAUUCACAUUUGAGCAAAAGGAACGUUAACUCGUAGAAUUUUAAGAGACAAAAGAAGCCGCACUGAACUCAUUUUAUCUUCUUGAUUUUCGAAUUUUUGUUUUUAAUUUUUUUUUUGUUAAGAAUGAAAAAUAAGGUGCGAGGAAGUUGCGGUGAAAUUUUUAAUUUUUGGCUUUUAAUGAAGGAACUUAGUUGUUAAGUCACACGUUUUUUCUCCCUACAUUUUUUACUCUUAAUUCAUAUUUUAUAUUACUUAUUAUGUGUAAGCACGUAAGAUAUUAAUAAUUAGUUAUCGCGUAUUUUGUAUAAAGUUUUUUGAGACAUGGAUAUCUCUUGCCUAUUUGCAUCUACUUAAACAAACAAUUAAUAAAUACUAGAGAUGAUAAAAUAUUUGUGAUACAGAAAAAAAAAUUAUAAUAACGAGAACUUUCUCAGUAAGCAUUACUGCUCUCUACAGACGAAGAAUAAAAAAAUGUUUAUUGCAUGAGGAAAGGCUUAAUAAAUUACACGAGGAUGAAUGAUGUUCAUUUAUACAUGUAAAAAUCGAAAAUCUCACAAACCGGGCAUUAAAUAUAAAAAAAAGAUAUGAAUAACAUUUUCAAGUAUACAUGAAGAAGUAUCAGUACUUAAUUAAUUAAAAAAUAUUGCCGUCCUGAUUUUUUUAAAUAUAAAUAUAAUUAUUCUGUAUUACUUUCAGUUCUAGUCAGUUUCUGAAAAGUGCGUGUAUCGUUAUUCUCGUGUAAUGUGAUUAAGCACUUCCGAUAACAUGCAAUUACUGAACUCAUCAAUUCACUCUUAUCAUCUACUCUUAAUUUAUAUUCACCAUCUUCAUUAUUAUUAUAAUUAUAUUAGAUUCUUUACUACUUAAUAUUAUGUAAAACAUUUGUAAAUUCGAAUAAUGCAGCUAUAAAUACUUAGAACAAUUUAAUUUUAUAUUAUUUUUUGAUUGAAUUUUAAAGAAAGUUACAAGUUCUUUAUUUGUAUCCUUUGCGAAAAAAAUGUCAUUACCGUCAGUAUUGUGCACCAAGUUUUUUUUAAGUUUCGUUAAUUUUUGCGUCCUAUAAUUUUAUUUUUAACAAUAAGGAAUGAAAUUUAUUUUUUGAGAUUUUGAAUUGAGCUUAGGAACAAAAAGUUUGGGGUGUGGAGUUCUUCCUCUUUUUCAUGUCUGAAGCUAUCUCCUAUUAAAUGAUAAAAUUAUGGAUCUGAAUAGGAAGUUAUAAGAUGUGAUACUCACCACUAGACUACCGAGUAAAAUAGAUUCUUUAAAUGAUGAAUAUCUGAGCUUCUGGUUGAAGUUAGGCUCCGUUGGAACCAGAAUCGUUGAAAUAUAGUUUUAAGCAAACUUUAAGCUAGUCUUUAUAAUUAGCAACAUUGCUUCAAGCUUUCUUAAAACUAUCUUUUUACUUUUCCGGUUCCUAAGGACUAAGUUAGACAUUAUCCUAGCUCAGACUUAAAUCUUAGUGAUCUUGUGAUCAAGCAUAGAUCAAACCAAACAAUAAGCUACACAAUAGCUUAAGAAAUCGAAGGUCAGAUCAAAAAGUAGUCAAGAACAGUCAAAAAUCCUAAAACUAUAAAAAGUCACUUUGACUAUUAACCCAGUUGACACAUUAAGCCACAAGAUACUCAAAAAAUUCAAUCUUCAAAGACAAAAGAGUCGAAAGACAUGAUAAAGAAGAGGAAUCACUCAUUCCGACUGUUAAAAGUAUAUCCCAUGAGAAUCUCACACGAACAAUAAAUAUCGGAUCUGAACAAAUUAAGAAAAAAAAAAUUCUCAAUGCCUACGAAAUACUUAAGUUUUAGCUUCUUUUAUUUUAAAUAUGAGGAACCAGAAAAAUAUUGAGAUUAAUUCGAACAUAAUUUUUAUGUAUAAUGAAUAUGUAUAUUUUAAUUUUAAUUAGUUUACUUUUUAUAUUUUAAAUCUUUAUGAGAAAAUUGUUUUUAUAAUUUGACCGUGUACCAGUACGAAAUGACAGGGCUUCUCUAUCGACAUUAGUUUUUAAAUUUAAAAGAAUGUUAAGUUCUUCAGCUAUUAAUUGAUAAGCAUGUUUUUUAGAAUUUACUUUUAAUAAUGUUUACAAAGUUUUAAUUACUUUUAAAUGCACGUCCACCACCAAUAUACGAUUUGCUUGUAAGAUUUAUGAUUAGAAUUUCUCACCAUUUCACCCACAAAACUUAAUUUUUAAUCAUUUAAUUUUUUAAUACUCAAAACUUUUCAUAUUCUUUGGAAAUUUCCAACCAAUUUCUGAGUUCUUUAUCAUUAUUGUUCAAUGAGAUCAGCAUUAUUAGGAGGAUUGGAGCUGGUUAUGGAUGUAUUUUCACUACUGAAUAUAUUUGUUAUCUACUUGGGAAUAUCCCAAGGCUUUUAAAUGUCCAUUGUCAUUGUGUUUACAUUUUGGAAAUUUCAAAAUUCUGGGAAUAUCCAUCAAAAUAUUGCAAAUCAUUGAUAUCUCCAGAAUCUGUAAUAAAACAAAGCUUUAAUAACAUGAAUUAUAGUUGCCUCGCAUGCAUUACUACUAAGCUAGUCCAUAAACUAGAGUAACCUUAGUGAUAUAACUUUGACUAUGACUAAGGUUGCUCAAGUAAUGAACUAGACUCUAGUAGAUCAUCACUUUUGAGUCAUACCGAGCAACAGGACUCCAGAAAAUGAAAUACAGCUAGAACAAACUUCAUUCCUCCCGCCUAGAAAGUAGAAUAUCAAAUCCUAAUGAAGAAGAUAUAAAAAACAAGAAUUUCAAAAUGUGAUUCGCUAAAAAAUAAAAUAUUUUAACUUUAUACGAAAGAAAAAGAAUUAAUUAAAGCAUUAAAGCAAAUUUAGAUAAGAAGUUUUGCUGUCGCAAUUUAAUUUGUAAAAUUUGUAGAAUUUUUUAGAAAUUUGCAAAAGAAAAAAAAUAUUUUGUAGUAAUUUUAAGAAACAGAAUGAAAAGCAUUAAUCAAUUAAAAGUUUCUACUUAGAGAAUCUCAAAGAAGAUUGUAACAAUUAAUAAAUAUUAUCCCCCGAUGCGCCAGCAACACAAAAAUAAUAAUAAAAUAUUUCUGCUUUUUUAAAUACACGACGCACGAUUGCCUUAAAAAUGAACAAAAAAAAAUAAUAAGAAGAGAUGAAAAUGAUGAUAAUUUACUAUUUUAGCUGACUUUGACACAUGUUUUUAUAAAGUAACUAUAGAUUGACAUGUGACAAGUAAUACUAUUAAGUUCCCAAUGAUCCUUAUUGAGUGAUCAAUAAAUUUAUAUGUAGGUAUAUGAACGAGAAUGAAAAAUUAUUAGCAGGAGAUGUAAAAUCUCUGAACUUUUUUUUUUUAUUAUGUAAAUAAGAAAGUUUUCAAGAAAUAGAAAGUUGUGUGGAAGAAAGUAAGGAAACGUGUAAGAAUGGAGAAGAAUUAUUCAUAUUUUAAUAUUUGAUAAAGAAAAGAUUUAUAUUGUGCAUGAUGACGAAGAGAAAUGAAGGAAAUUAAAUAUUUUUUGAUGCUAGAUUUGCUUUGUAGAAAAAAAUAAAAUCUUUAAAAAAUAACGAAUUUUUGAGAUUUGAAUUUUUUGUCUCGCGAAACUCCAAAAAUUCGUUAAAAUUGAGAUCAAUUCAAAUCUCAAAAGUUUGUUGAAAAUCAAAAAGAUGCAAAAAAAGUGAAAAAUGAAAUUUUAUUAAGGAAUCAAGUAACACCAAAAUGGAAAAAUUUUACCAAUAGUUUUUUAAAUAAUUUUUUAUAUAUGAAUAUAUUUUUUGUUGUUAUAGAUUUUUUUUAAGUUAAUGAAAAUUUUCCUGAUAUGUGUAAUUUUUUUGUGAAUCUCAAAUUUGAUCUGACACCCAAUCACACACACACACACCCCUACCCCAUCUUCAUCAUUUUAUUUCCUCUAUCCACCCUCAAUUUAUGUUCAGUAAAAUAACUUUAAAGAUUCAUUUGCUAAGAAAAGAAAGAAAAAAAAGUGAUAAAUCGAAUUUGUUUAAUUUUAAUUAAAAAUCAAAAAGAAGAGAAAUAAGAAAAAAAACCAACAAUUUUUUUAGAUGUUAAAAAGUUUAUUCUUCUUCGAUUUUAAUCGAUUAAUUACAUUAAUUACAUAUUAAGGAAAUGCACAAGAAUGUGCUAAAUUGUACCAGUUUUCUCUACUUUUUUGCUUAAUUACUUUAUCGAAUUAAUUAAUAUUAUAUCUACUUUACUUUAUCUAUGAGUUGAUUGAAUAGAAAUGAAAAAAACCCAUUAAAAAAAAAGAAAAUAUUAAUAAUAAUGUUGAACAGUGAAAGAAAAUUUUUACUUAAGAAUUUUGCGAUUGUACCAUGGAAAUGAGAAAUUGAAAAGAAG